Messenger RNA from Osmerus eperlanus (European smelt), 1458 nucleotides. It is a transcript of the gene tdgf1, whose product is annotated as teratocarcinoma-derived growth factor 1. The record is from RefSeq and is a predicted model, not a curated record. NCBI's taxonomy places the organism in Eukaryota, Metazoa, Chordata, Actinopteri, Osmeriformes, Osmeridae. The coding region runs from base 273 to 812 and encodes 179 amino acids. The transcript is spliced from 6 exons.
AGGUGGGUGUGAUCUCAUGUUUAUGUAUGGGGCUGGAGAAGGCAGGGCAAUAGGUGCUAAUUGGCCUUUGAGAAAGGGGUUGAGACAUUUGCGCUCAAGUUGGAUGGCCAGAAUUGUAGGCUACAGCUCGACCGAGAGCAUCACCUGGCAAGCUUUUUGGGGUAUCGAGUUGGAAGAGUAGCCUUCUAACUUAGUGUUUGGGAGAGCCUUAAAGAAGUAGUAAAAUUGCUGCCGAGUAGGACUACUGUGUUAUUGUGCACGUAAAGGAGAAAAUGAGUUCAAUCAUUCUCUUUAGGACUCUACUGUCCACUCUCGUUACCUUCCAGUUCAUCACGGUUGCUGCAGCUUGUGAUGGACCUGAAUGCAACAGAACACAAGACUCCGGGGAACCUCAGCACGCUGAAUAUUUGAACCAAUUCAAUGAGAGGAACUCGCCAGACAAACAUCGGGAUGCAGGAUCCGUUCUUCCCUUCGUCGGCCUCACAGGAAGCUCCAAACAAAGUCGGGACUGUUGUAAAAACGGUGGGACCUGCAUUUUGGGGAGCUUUUGCGCAUGUCCUCCGUACUUUACCGGACGGAGUUGUGAAUACGACAAAAGAAUCAGGACCUGUGGCAUGAUUCCUCAAGGGGAGUGGGUUAAGAAGGGCUGUUCAUACUGCAGGUGUGGAUAUGGAAUCCUGCACUGCUUCCACGAUGUCUUCCAUGACGACUGUGAUGACACCCAGGAAGUCCAGUGGGGUCGCUCGUCUGGUGUCAGAGUGCAGCAGACAGUGUACUUCCUUAUUGCACUACUUUGGGUUUUGUUUGUUUGAGAGCUUAGAGAGGAUUCAUGGAUUUGGCCACAAAUAGCUCUCAUGAAAGGACUCCUGGUGUUUCAGGGCAGCAAUAUUUCUGCAACGCUGAAAUGAAUUUUCCUUCCAGUGGAAGUCUGAACAUCUUGCUGUAUAAAAGGCAACUGUCUAUAAAUGGAAAGACGCUGUACAUAAUAAUGUGUGAUGUAAAAUAGUGAUAUGUUUGUAUUACAUUUUUCUAGGCUUUAGUGAAUACACAGUGGUUAGAAGAUGCAAUAUCGUGUAGACUUGUUUUUUUGUUUUUGCAAUAGUAAUGAAGUAUUUCUGUUUGCAUGCACAUAUUGUAAUACUACCGUUGCCCUUUUUAAAAAAAAUGUUAAAGUAAAACUUUUAGGUUGAUUACUGAUGGAUAACUACUAUUUGCUGACAAUGUGUUUGCUUCUCUCCAUUUCUGUGGAAGUGAGAGUUUCAUUAAGCAUGAAUGACUUGUGAUUGUUGACCCUUGCGUCCAUUUUCCCUUAUCUAAGUUAAACAAUUAUACACCGGCCAAUCGAUCACCAUGGAUGGCGUUCCUGCUUGUUGUGUUAGUCAUGCUCGGUCAGAUAUGUUUGUGGGGAAUGUGAUAGGACUUGAAUGGUUUGUCAUUAAAAUUGACAUGUUGAUUUGA